This is a messenger RNA of Grammomys surdaster, 660 nucleotides long. RefSeq names its product claudin-6-like. The record is from RefSeq and is a predicted model, not a curated record. Gene Ontology annotation, biological process: bicellular tight junction assembly; cell adhesion. Gene Ontology annotation, cellular component: bicellular tight junction; plasma membrane. The transcript has a single exon. Gene Ontology annotation, molecular function: structural molecule activity. Bases 1 to 660 code for a protein of 219 amino acids. NCBI's taxonomy places the organism in Eukaryota, Metazoa, Chordata, Mammalia, Rodentia, Muridae.
AUGGCCUCUACUGAUUUGCAAAUCUUGGGGAUCGUCCUGACCCUGCUUGGCUGGGUCAACACCCUGGUGUCCUGUGCCCUGCCCCUGUGGAAAGUGACCGCCUUCAUGGGCAACAGCAUCGUUGUGGCCCAGAUGGUAUGGGAGGGGCUGUGGAUGUCCUGUGUGGUCCAGAGCACUGGCCAGAUGCAGUGCAAGGUGUACGACUCACUGCUGGCACUGCCCCAGGACCUGCAGGCUGCCAGAGCCCUCUGUGUUGUCACCCUCCUCAUUGUCCUGUUUGGUCUGCUUGUGUACUUGGCCGGAGCCAAGUGCACUACCUGUGUGGAAGACAGAAACUCUAAGUCUCGUCUGGUGCUCGUCUCUGGCAUCAUCUUUGUCAUCUCCGGGGUCCUGACUCUCAUUCCUGUCUGCUGGACUGCCCAUGCCACCAUCCAAGACUUCUACAACCCUUUGGUGGCUGACACUCAGAAGCAGGAGCUGGGGGCCUCCUUCUACCUGGGCUGGGCAGCCUCAGGCCUUUUGCUGUUAGGUGGAGGGUUGUUGUGUUGUGCUUGCUCUUCUGGAGGGCCCCGGGGACCUGGCCACUACAUGGCCCGCUAUUCUACAUCUGUCCCACAUUCUCGAGGACCCUCCGAAUACCCUACCAAGAAUUACGUCUGA